AUGGCUUCUCCAUUUCAAAGCAAUGAAAUAAUUUCAUCUACUCCUACUUCUAUUCCUUUAAAUGAAUCUCAUGAGGCCACUCAACGUAGACCAAUAGAUUUAAGUAUACUUCAAGAUGAUGACAGACCUAGCAAUGACAGUGAUCAAUUAGGUUCUCUCCCAGAAUAUGAAGGGCCAAGAGAUGAGGAUUGUAUUACUAAUAAGAAGAGGCGAAAAACAUCAGUUGUUUGGAAUGACUUUCAUGAAAUUGAUGUCGCUGGAGGUGGAAAGAAAGCCGUAUGCAACUAUUGUAAAGAAAAACUAGCUACUGGUGGGAGGGGGGCUAACACAAGCCAUCUUAAAAGGCAUUUCCAGAGUUGCUUGCAAAAGAGGUUGCACAUGGCUUGGCAAAAGAAGCAAACCACCAUUCCAUUUCAUCCUUCCAAUUCAGGUAUUAAUCCUUUUGUUACUCCUGGUGCUAAGUAUUCUAAUGAAAAAAUGAGAGAAAUUAUUGCUUCUGCUAUAAUGGUACAUAAGCAUCCUUUUAGUAUUGUUGAGGAUGAGAUUUGGAUGUGGGGUUUCCAAUAUGCAAAUCCUGAAUUUCAAAAAAUUUCCCGUAAAAUAGCAAGGGCUGAUUGUUUAACAAUCUACGAGGUUGAGAAAAAAAAAUUGAAGGCUUUGUUGAAGAGUAUGAACAAAAUUAGUAUAACUACAGAUAUGUGGAAAUCAAGUCACCAAGUAGCUGAAUACAUGGUUAUUACUGGCCAUUUUAUUGAUGGGGGAUGGAGUCUUCAAAAGAGAGUUUUGAGUUUUGAGAAAGUUCCUGCUCCAAGGCGUGGAGUUGAUGUGGCUGAUGCAAUUUUUACGUGUUUGAAAGCAUGGAGAAUUGAAAAUAAAGUGUUUUUAGUUUUUGUUGAUAAUGCAUCUUAUAAUGACUCAUGCAUAAGAAAUCUCAAGGAAAACUUAUCACUGUGCAACAAGUUAGUUCUUGAUGGAGAGUUGUUUCAUGUCAGAUGCUGUGCACACAUACUAAAUUUGUUGGUGCAGGAUGGCCUUGGUAAGAUUAAAAAUGUCAUUCACAACAUUCGUGAGAGUGUGAAGUAUAUUAAUCACUCUGAUUCAAGGUUGAAGGCUUUUUGUGAUGUUGUUGAACAAAAGCGAUUAAAAGAAAGAAAGUUAAUUAUUGAUUGUCCGACAAGAUGGAAUUCCACAUUUGAGAUAUUAUCUUCUGCUUUAAAAUUCAAGAUUGCAUUUUCAGCUUAUAAGGAAAGAGAGCCACAUUAUGAUUAUGCACCCUCACCUGAGGAUUGGGAAAAGGUUGAGAAGGUUUACCAACUUUUAGAAGUUUUUAGUCUAGCUACUCAUAUCAUCUCAAGCAGUGAAUAUCCUACUGCUAAUUUGUAUCUUGCUGAGGUUUAUAGGGUGAAAGAGGUAAUUGAUGCUGCAGCAAGGGAUUGGGACUUCUUUAUAAAAGAAAUGGCAAAGCCAAUGAAGGAAAAAUUUGAUAAAUAUUGGGGAAAAUGUAAUGAAACUGAGGCUGAAAAGAAUGUGAACAAAGUGCACACGGCAUUACAAGUAUUAUAUGAUGAGUAUGUGAAUUUGAGUAGGGAAAAGCCAUCCUCUUGUGAAGUAAAUACUGAUGGCAGCAACUCCUUAUCUACUGCUGUAUCUAAAUCUUCAUUUACCACUGAAUUUGAUCAAAUUAUGAGCAUUGUGCAUGAAAAGGAAGCAGUUCCCCCACUGAAAUCAGAGUUAGAAUCUUAUCUUGAGGAGGGUGUUUAUAUUUCUGAUAGUAGUUCUAACUCCUCUUUUAGUGCUUUGGAGUGGUGGAGGAACAACAGCUUGAAAUAUAAGAUCUUAUCAAAAAUGGCAGCUGAUAUACUAGCUAUUCCAAUCUCAACAGUGGCAUUAGAGUCCACAUUCAGUGCUGGAGGAAGAAUUAUAGAUGAAUAUCGUGCUAAAUUGAAUGAAGAAUCUGUUGAAGCACUCAUUUGUGGUGAGGAUUGGCUCCGCAAUAAAUAUGGUUUGAAGAGAAAGCAAAAGGAGUCUGAACAAGAAGAGAUCACCUUGAGGAUUUGA
Molecule: messenger RNA, 2058 nt
Organism: Elaeis guineensis (African oil palm)
Lineage: Eukaryota; Viridiplantae; Streptophyta; Magnoliopsida; Arecales; Arecaceae
Product: zinc finger BED domain-containing protein RICESLEEPER 2-like
Molecular function (GO): DNA binding; protein dimerization activity
Source: RefSeq, a predicted model, not a curated record